Schistosoma intercalatum is the source of this 234-nucleotide messenger RNA. The record is from the annotation of a GenBank genome assembly. Lineage: Eukaryota; Metazoa; Platyhelminthes; Trematoda; Strigeidida; Schistosomatidae.
AUGGGUACCUUUUUCUCUAAACGUCAAAGUGUAGAAUUUGCCUUGAUCCCGUCAGAAGAAAUAAGCGGCCCAUUGGGUCUAGGUGACCCUGAAAGUAAAGAAAUCACGAAGGUCGAAGAGGAGAGCAUUAUACCGGCGCUUAUGCAAGACAGAUUGAGAACGAAACAAUGCGCGAAGCUUUGGGACGGCUUUAGAGUGCAACAAAAGAUAACCCUCAGUUUUUCGAAGAAAUGA